Messenger RNA from Metarhizium brunneum ARSEF 3297, 810 nucleotides. RefSeq lists its product as uncharacterized. Lineage: Eukaryota; Fungi; Ascomycota; Sordariomycetes; Hypocreales; Clavicipitaceae. The record is from RefSeq and is a predicted model, not a curated record.
AUGAGUUCAGUUGUCCAGAAGCUCGAGAAUGUAGCUGUUUCAGACCCGCAGUACGGAAAUACUACUUCUUCAUCAUCGGAGAUUGUAUCUCAAGAACCCACAGUUGAUCCGGCUCCGGCAGCUUCGCUUGACGUACUAGUGAAUCCGCUUCCUCCUCCGCCGCCGCCGCCAGCCAGUUUCGCCCCGAUGGCGUAUAAUCCUGCCGCACCGGCAGCACCAGAGACGAUAAGACAUCGUGAAAAAACACCACCACCUGAUGAAGAUCCGUUGAACCCAUUGGCAGUGGCCGUUGCUCACGAUUAUCAAAAACAACCGUUCACGCCAGGGUUUCCUCCGCAGCCACAACUUUCACUCGGAAUGGCCAGUCCUGGGCUGCCGCCAAAUAUCAGCAACACUUCUAGUUUGCCACUUCAAUUUGCCGGGCCUCCUAAUCAACCAGGUACACAAAGAGCCGCAACAAUGCCUGCAAAUUCAGGAUCGGCCUUUUCAGGACCCCCAGGGUCUCCGGGCUUUAUACCACCGCCACCUCCUCCCCAACCGUCGACCCAAAUCCCUGGGCACGGCACUGUCGCUCCUCCCGGAGGUUUCUCUAACUAUACAUACAGCCAUCAGAGUACCUUGCGGCAAGAUGGUCAGGAUUAUUCCAUACAUCAACAACUAUAUCGGCCAACCGAGAUCGAAUUUGGCAUGAACAAGCCACAUCAAUAUCAACCUAAAACAGAAACACGAGGAAGGCUAGAAGAGAAUGCGGGACGCCUAGAGAGAGGCGUUUCUGGCAUGCUGAAGAAGUUUGAGAAGAAGUUUGGCUAG